This is a messenger RNA of Zygosaccharomyces rouxii, 3720 nucleotides long. RefSeq names its product Sef1p (gene SEF1). Lineage: Eukaryota; Fungi; Ascomycota; Saccharomycetes; Saccharomycetales; Saccharomycetaceae. Gene Ontology annotation, molecular function: transcription cis-regulatory region binding; DNA-binding transcription factor activity, RNA polymerase II-specific; zinc ion binding. Gene Ontology annotation, biological process: DNA-templated transcription; regulation of DNA-templated transcription. The transcript has a single exon. Gene Ontology annotation, cellular component: nucleus. The record is from RefSeq and is a predicted model, not a curated record. The coding region runs from base 1 to 3720 and encodes 1239 amino acids.
AUGAACUAUUCACCACAAGUCAAGGGGGAAGAGAGACAAUUAGAAAAGUUGCCUUUAAAAAGAUCAACAUCCCAUGACCAAACAGUUCCACUCUCAGAAGGAGCUAAAAAAUUACAAAGAUGUAAAUCUGAAGAAGUCCCUUUCCCAGUCACAACUAAUAGUAAUAACAGUACACCUACUCCUACGCCAAAUACAUCAUCAUAUUUGAAUAACCCGCCAGGUUUAUCUAUUCAUCACUACAAUACUAAUGGUAACCAAAGUUCUACUGGUCAUAGACCUGUAACUUCGUGUACGCAUUGCAGACAACAUAAAAUUAAAUGCAAUGCUAGUGACAACUUUCCGGCACCAUGUUUACGAUGCGAAAGGAUGGGAUUAAAUUGUCAGAUCGAUCCACAGUUCAGACCAAAGAAGGGAUCCCAGUUACAAAAUUUACGCCGAGAUGUUGAUGAAUUAAAAUUAAAAAUUGAAUACCUCACUAGAAAUGAGAGUUUAAUCGCAAGGGCCUUACAGCAGAGCAGUAUGGGCCAAGAAUUAAUCAAUACCCUAAAGGCAAUUGAUGUUACUAAAGCUAAUGAAUUAUCCAAUACUCAACCUGCACAGAAAUUACAACAAAGACCCCUAAGAACGACUCCACAACAUGAUAAAGUGUCUGUACAAACGUACCUGGGCGCUAGUAAGCCACAUUUGUUGCAAAAAGAUACGAAAGAUGAAAAUGGAAAUGUAAAUAAUGGAACCGGUAACAUUUACAAAAAAGAUAUUCCGUUAGUUUUGCAAAUGGCGCUACAAAGAAACCGCAAUAUCACGGGGACGGAUUCACCAAGUAAUAAUGAUAAUAGUAAUAUUCACCAUAAUACCAACACACCAGGUUCUCAGAGGGCAAGUCCGUCUAUGUCACCAAUGACAAACUCUUAUAGUGGAUCGAAAAGACAUGAUACUGGGAGUACUGCUAACAGCCAGGAUGACGUGCCGUUAUCGAUAGAAAGCGAUAAAAAUACUAAUGGUAACGAUACUAAUUGUAAUGAUGAUAAUGAUAAUUGUGAUAAGAAUGGCACUAACCAUAACAGUGAAGGUGAUAAUGAUGCAUAUGGCAAAAAGUCACCUGUAGUAGCUACUACUAAUGCUAUCCCACUUUUGCCUUCCCCUCAUGCUGGAAUUGAUGAAUUCGUCAUAGGAGAUGUAAGAAUUUCCAUUGAAAAGGCAAAUGAACUUCAUGAAAUAUUUGUGACACGAUAUUUACCACAUUUCCCUAUCAUGUGCACUAACAAUGAAACUGAGUUGUAUUCACAAUCGCAGCUUUUGUUCUGGACUGUUAUGCUUACAGCAUGCUUAUCCGAUCCAGAGCCCUCUAUGUACAUCCAAUUGGCUGCACUAAUUAAACAAUUAGCCAUUGAAACGUGCUGGAUUCGUACUCCUAGGUCGACAUAUAUUACUCAGGCCCUUUUAAUCCUUUGCAUUUGGCCCUUACCAAACCAAAAAGUUUUAGAUGAUUGUUCUUACAGAUUUGUUGGAUUGGCAAAGAGUCUUUCAUAUCAACUGGGGUUGCACAGAGGUGAGUUUAUUUCUGAAUUUACCAGAACUCAAACUUCUAUGCCUGACGCUGAAAAAUGGAGAACAAGAACCUGGUUAGGUAUAUUCUUUGCCGAACUUUGUUGGGCAAGUGUCUUGGGUUUACCGCCAACCUCGCAAACAGACUAUCUGGUGGAAGAUGCCCGAAUGGGUGCUGAAGAGUACGAGUCGCCAUCUCAAGUGAAAGAAGAAACGAACACAUUUAAUGACAACGAAUUCCAAAGUGGUAAUGAUAAUUUAAAGAUUAACGAUAAUUAUGACAAUAAACAUAAUAAAACAAGUGACAACAAUAAAAAGACUAAGCUACCUCAGAACUUCCGUAGGUUAAUUUGUUUGGCACAUUUUCAAGCCAAAUUGUGCAAAGUGAUGGGAUCCAGUGUAGUGAGUCCCGAUGGUCUUAUGGAACCAAGAGAUCGUGCCACCUUACUGGGAAAUUUAGAGAGAGAAUUGGAAAGGUUGGAUAGGACCCUGAAUUUUGGACGAGAUAGCGCGGUUUGUAUCUACUACUUGUACGUGAAACUGAUGGUUUGCUGUUUUGCAUUUUUGCCUGGAACACCGACUACAGACCAAAGCCAAUACGUGACCGAAGCCUAUUUAUGUGCUAUCAAGCUUGUAACGCUAUUGGUGAAACUUUUAGAGAAACAACAAUUGAUUGAAUUACCAAUCUAUAUUAGACAAAGUGCUUCGUAUGCUGCAUUGAUCCUGUUCAAGUUGCAAUUAACGCCAUUACUUUCUGAAAAAUAUUUGGAUUCCGCGAGGCAGUCUAUCGUUACGGUGCAUAGAUUGUUUAGAAAUCAAUUAAAUGCAUGGGCAACUGGGGUGGAAAAUGACAUAUCUAGAACUGCAAGCGUUUUGGAAAAAUUGAAUUUCGUUUUAAUUACGCAUCCGACUGUUUUUGUUGAAGAAGAAGGGAUUAUUUCACGUAUGAGGUCACAUUUAACAGGUUCACUUUUUUACGAUUUAGUGUGGUGUGUUCAUGAAGCGAGAAGAAGAGAGAUGGACCCUCAAUACAAUGAAGAUGCUUUGAAGAAAGCUUCCGCUAAACGUAAAGCUCUUGGCGAUGAUCCACCAUUUGCGGCAUUCAAUAGAAGGCUGUAUCCAUUGCCAUUCUACAACCACAUUUCAAAGGAAGACUUUGAAACCGUCAUUCAAACGACGCCUCGUGGAACCGCAGUGAGUACGCUUGUCCCCACGGAGACCGCUUUAAACAAUGCUAAGAACUUGGCAGAGAAAAGGAGAAAUUCGGAUGGUUCUAUCUUGGAAAUUAACGGUAUCCCACUUUCCAUGUUGGAUGAAACUGGUAGUGUGAAUUUGGAAUACGUCUCGGGAAGUGGAGCUAAUGCUAACCCUGUUAAUGGAUCGACUGCGGCUGUCACUGAAAAUGGUCCAUCAACGCAACCAAUGAUGGGCAAUGGUUCUUCCAAUUUUGCAGAUCCCCUGACACAAUCUUUGGGUUUGGAGACUCCCCUAGUUUAUAAAGCUGUGAGAAGAAAUGCCGGCAUCAAUGGAUCUGGUAUACAAACCAUGCCGACAUAUUUGAAUGAAUCCAACAUGCAAAGAUCUAAUAGUACUCCGGUACAACCAACAGGAGGAGAGGCAAGUGCCGCGCCAUCACCAAUGGCCGUACCCCAUUCAGCAGGCUCCACAGUACCAUCAAGUUUCAUUUACCAAAGGCCAGGUAAUGCCAACUCUCUAUUCAACAUCCACAAUAGUUCAUUCCCAUCCUCAUUGAGCAGAUCCUUGGCUCCGGUACAAGAAAAGGAUUCUACUGAUACUAAUUCUAAUACUAUCUUGACUAAUAAUAGCUCUGGAGGUGACAGAAAUGCCGGUACCAAGGUAAAUUUGGAUAGUUAUCCUAAUUUAAACCUUUUUUUAAAUGGAAAUCAGCCAGUGCCAGCAUCUACCACUAAUCCGAAUCCCACUACCAAUCCCAAUCCCAAUCCCAAUACCAAUACCAAUACCCAUGGAACUGUUAAUGUAAAUGGUAUGUCUAAUGUUCCGGUCGAACUAAACGGUAUAGGAAGGAAUCCGAUUAAUCAACUUUCCGAGCUAGAUACAUUUUUUCAGCAACAGAGCACUGGGUGGCUCGAGGGAAACUCAAGUAAUGACGAUUUUCUUGGUUGGUUUGACAUGGACAUGGAGCAAAAAUUUUAG